Messenger RNA from Kickxella alabastrina, 791 nucleotides. Its product is annotated as inosine triphosphate pyrophosphatase-like protein. The transcript has 2 exons. The coding region runs from base 50 to 691 and encodes 213 amino acids. The record is from RefSeq and is a predicted model, not a curated record. Gene Ontology annotation, molecular function: nucleoside triphosphate diphosphatase activity. Lineage: Eukaryota; Fungi; Kickxellomycota; Kickxellomycetes; Kickxellales; Kickxellaceae.
AAAAAAAUUGGUAUUAAAUCUGUAUCAUCUGCGUGUAUUUCUAUAAAAAAUGGCCACCCUGAAUAUUCCGUUCUUUACAACUAUAUCCGACAGGUUCCGCGUCGUACUGGCAUCUGGGUCUCCGCGCCGUAGGGAACUGCUCGACCGGCUGAACCUGCGCUACGAGGUCAUUCCGUCCGACUUUGCCGAGGACCUUGACAAGGCUCAAUUUGCUUCUGCUGGCGACUACGUGUUGGAGAAUGCCAUCACUAAGGCACAGGAUGGCCAGUCGGACAAGCCCCUUCUGAUCAUUGGGGCGGACACUGUCGUAGUCAACUCUGCGGGCACAAUUCUGGAGAAGCCCGCGUCUGAGCAGGAUGCCAUUUGCACGCUGAAGGGCCUGAGCGGGAAAUCCAACACUGUCUUUACCGGCGUGUGCUUGAUUGUUGGCUCAUUGGAUGGAACAAAGGACCCGGUUGUAGAACGGGCGGUCGAAGCUACCCAGGUAGUGUUUGGCGACCUGGAUGACUCGAUUAUCGAGGCGUACGUAGCCACUGGAGAGCCUAUGGACAAGGCCGGGUCGUAUGCGUACCAGUCCCUUGCUUGCUUCUUCGUCAAGGAGAUCAAGGGUGACUACUACAAUGUCGUUGGCUUCCCGUGCGCGCGCUUUUACCAGAUGCUGCUGGACCUGCACCAUCAGGGUCACUUUUAGAGACCUUUUGUAAUAGAAAUUAAAUCAAAAAAUAAUAAUACGAAAUACGAAAUACGGAAUUAUUAUUAGGGAGCUCUAGACUAUUUUCUUGAUUGUCAUU